This is a messenger RNA of Neospora caninum, 492 nucleotides long. RefSeq names its product putative profilin family protein. The transcript has 3 exons. Lineage: Eukaryota; Apicomplexa; Conoidasida; Eucoccidiorida; Sarcocystidae. Gene Ontology annotation, biological process: actin cytoskeleton organization. Gene Ontology annotation, molecular function: actin binding. The record is from RefSeq and is a predicted model, not a curated record. The coding region runs from base 1 to 492 and encodes 163 amino acids.
AUGUCGGACUGGGAUCCCGUUGUCAAGGAGUGGCUUGUUGACACGGGCUACUGCUGCGCAGGCGGCAUUGCAAAUGCCGAGGACGGUGUGGUUUUCGCUGCGGCGGCGGAUGACGAUGACGGAUGGUCAAAGUUGUACAAGGAGGACCACGAGGAGGACACAAUCGGAGAGGACGGCAACGUGAACGGCAAGGUGACGGUCAAUGAGGCCUCCACCAUUAAAGCUGCAGUUGAUGAUGGCAGCGCCCCGAAUGGCGUUUGGAUUGGCGGCCAAAAGUAUAAAGUUGUCCGACCUGAGAAAGGAUUCGAGUACAACGACUGCACCUUCGACAUCACCAUGUGUGCACGAUCCAAGGGUGGUGCGCACCUGAUCAAGACUCCGAAUGGCUCUAUUGUCAUCGCCCUCUACGAUGAGGAGAAGGAGCAGGACAAAGGGAACAGCAGGACGUCGGCCUUGGCAUUUGCCGAGUACCUUCACCAGUCUGGCUAUUAA